This is a messenger RNA of Diospyros lotus (date-plum), 1204 nucleotides long. Its product is annotated as NAC domain-containing protein 21/22-like. The record is from RefSeq and is a predicted model, not a curated record. Lineage: Eukaryota; Viridiplantae; Streptophyta; Magnoliopsida; Ericales; Ebenaceae. The transcript has 3 exons. Gene Ontology annotation, biological process: regulation of DNA-templated transcription. Gene Ontology annotation, molecular function: DNA binding. Bases 136 to 1059 code for a protein of 307 amino acids.
AGGAGUUGCCCACUUCUAUUUAUAUAUAUAUUGAAGGUUUAUCUAGCAACAUUAAAUUUGGCCAUCUUAAUUGGUCUCUCUCUCUCUCUCUCUCUCUCUCUCGCCGAGGAGUUUGGAAACCGAUUGAUUAGGAGAAUGAGCAGACUGAGCAUGGUGGAGGCAGAGUUGCCUCCAGGCUUCAGGUUUCAUCCAAGAGAUGAAGAACUUGUAUGCGAUUACUUGGCCAAGAAGGUGACUGAAUGCUCUGAUCAAUUAUGCUCUCUCUUCAUUGAAGUCGACCUCAACAAAUGCGAGCCUUGGGACAUUCCUGAAACUGCUUGUGUGGGAGGCAAGGAAUGGUACUUCUACAGCCAGCGUGAUCGGAAGUAUGCAACUGGGCUACGAACAAAUCGGGCAACUUCUUCGGGGUACUGGAAGGCCACUGGGAAGGACCGAUCGAUCAUUUGUCAGGAAACCCUAGUUGGGAUGAGGAAAACCCUAGUAUUCUACCAAGGUAGAGCACCAAAGGGUAGAAAAACUAAUUGGGUCAUGCACGAAUUCAGACUGGAAGGUCCCCUUAGUCCUCCAAAAGCUUCGCCUCCGAAGGAGGAUUGGGUACUGUGUAGAGUAGUCCAGAAAAAUAAAGAAGCCGGCGGUGCCAAACAAAGCAUGGAGAGGAGCAACUGUGACGACACGAGCUGUUCAAUGUCUUUGCCCCCAUUGAUGGAUUCCUACGUAAGCUUCGACCAAACCGAUGAAGUUAAGCUGAAGACAUCAAACAACAUUAAUGAGUACGAGUACGAGGACGACGACGAGCAAGUGCCCUGCUUCUCCACUUACCCAUCUUUUCCCCACGUGGAGCCAUUAAUGCCCCCCAGCAGUAGUAUUAUACCCACCAGUAGAACCUUUGGAAAUCAGAUGGAUCCAUCUCAAUCUCCACGCAGUUUGGGCCCCGAAGUCCUCAAAGACGUGUUGGAUCAUCUCAGCAACAUUAAGGCCUCUUCAAGCUCAAGCAUGGGAGAUGGCGGCUUCUUCGGCGAUCUGGCUUUGCCUGCCAUUUGGAACCAUUAUUAUUAUUGACCUCUCCAACUGUAUGGGUCGAAGGAAUAUACCUAUAUGUUUUAAGCCAACCUGCAUGAAAACUAGUAUAUACUUUAUGUUGUAUAUAUGUACGUGUUUCCUACACGAAUUACAUAUUAAUCAUCACCUCAGAAGGUGUUUUAUC